CAUUUCAAAUAAUGAGCUUUAUUAUUAUUAAAAUAUUGGAUCUCCAUUGUUGGUUUUACAUAGCUAUUGUUUUAGUGAGUAAUCCUCCCUAAUGGAAGAACGUUCAUUAGCAAGUUAGCACCGUUUAAUCUCGAAAGAUAAAUAUAUUUGUAAGUUUUUUAUAUUAGUAUUGAUCACCCUAAUGGUGGCGACUGUAUAAGACUUACAAACGUAUGAAACAAUGGUGGAAGCUCAUGAAAUAGGAAUGACCUUGACUCUCGCCUAAACGGGACAACGUCAGAUUCUCUUUUCGAUCGAAUAAAAGGUUGCUAAUAUUUAUUAUUUUAGAUGAGCUGACAACUCUAUUCAAUGGAUGAUAGUUUUGACUCUCACCUAAACAGGACACUGAUAUUAGUUUGUUGAAAACCUUAGAAAUUAUUUAGGAUUGUAUUUUUUAGUAUUUUCUCUAGUCAUUCCUACUUGCUAUGUGCUAAUAAUUUCUGAAUAAGAUUUUGUGUUAAACCAUAAUUGAUUCCUAUUUAUUAUUUUGUAGUAUCCUAAAUUGCCAUGUCAAAUCCCAUGUUGUCACUAUUGACUGAAAAUAAGCUAAAUGGAUCUAACUUCCCUAAAUGGAGAGAGAACAUUAAUAUUGCUCUCGUAGGUGAAGUGCCCUGUUUGUGUUGACUGAGCCGCCUCCUGAACAGCCAGGUGACAAUGCAACCAAAGCUGUUAAAGAGAAGUUCGAGCGUUGGCAGAAUGCUAACAACAAAGCUCGAUACUUCAUGCUUUCCAGCAUGGUUGACACCUUGAAAAAAAGGUUUGCUAACGCUGUCACGGCUGCAGAAAUCAUGACGCAGUUAACCGAGCUAUUCGGUAUGGCAUCUAUCCAGUCUCGCUUUGACGCGACUAAGAAAUUUAUCAAUGCACGGAUGGAACCCCAUCAGAAUGUGCGUGAUCACCUUCUCCAAAUGGCAGGUUAUUUCUAAGAAGCUCAGGAUCAUGGUGCUGAAAUGGAUCAGACUACUCAAGUGAGUCUCAUCUUGAAUAGUCUGACUUCAGAUUUUCUGCCCUAUACAUCAAAUUAUGUCAUGAACAAGAAGGAACAAGACUUUCACACGUUAGUCAAUGACCUUCAGACAUAUGAAAAUUUGAUUGGAGGACCCAAGAAGAAAGGGAGUAAACCUCAGAAUUCUAGAAAUAGUAAUAGGACGAAUAAUGCUGAGGCAUAUGUUGCCUCUACUUCCAAAUCCAAGAAUAAGAAGAAGUGGAAAAAUGCCAAGAAGCGAGCUCAAGCUGUGAAAACAGCUAAGAACAAAAAGGCUGCAGCUUCUGGUGAUACACCAAAAGGAAAAUGUUUCUACUGCAAUAAGAAAGGCCAUUGGAAACCUCAAUGUCCUAAGCUUCUUGCAAAGAAACAAGCUCAAGCUUUUUAAACUUAGGUGCUGUCUUAGCGAGUUGGAUCUAAAAGCUGGAUAAAGGGAUGGAGUUCGUCAAAGAUAAAGAAGAAGCUCAUUUAUUUAUUUAUUUUGAAUUAAUUGUUUCAAUUUUAAAACAAUUUGGAUUUCAAGUUUGGGAUUUUAUUCCCUGUUCUCAUAAUGUUGCAAAUAAUUUUUUUUUAAUUUAUAAUUAAGUUUUUUUUACAAAUAAAUUGUAAUCUAUGAGUUGAGCUUCAUUACUUUAUCUUAUAAAUCAAUUGCCAAUUAUUAUU
This is a messenger RNA of Cannabis sativa, 1687 nucleotides long. RefSeq lists its product as uncharacterized. The transcript has 2 exons. The record is from RefSeq and is a predicted model, not a curated record. The coding region runs from base 990 to 1412 and encodes 140 amino acids. NCBI's taxonomy places the organism in Eukaryota, Viridiplantae, Streptophyta, Magnoliopsida, Rosales, Cannabaceae. Gene Ontology annotation, molecular function: nucleic acid binding; zinc ion binding.